Vanrija pseudolonga is the source of this 3151-nucleotide messenger RNA. RefSeq lists its product with no specific name. The coding region runs from base 51 to 1253 and encodes 400 amino acids. The record is from RefSeq and is a predicted model, not a curated record. Lineage: Eukaryota; Fungi; Basidiomycota; Tremellomycetes; Trichosporonales; Trichosporonaceae. Gene Ontology annotation, biological process: endoplasmic reticulum inheritance. Gene Ontology annotation, cellular component: cortical endoplasmic reticulum; endoplasmic reticulum membrane; perinuclear endoplasmic reticulum. The transcript is spliced from 7 exons.
CCUCAACAUCUUUUGUAUCGAUUAUUUGACCAUCAACCCACCCCAUCGCCAUGGUGCUCUCACUGGCCCUCGCCUACAUAGGGGGCAUGGCCACCUUCUCCCAGGUCUUCCUAUCCUUGCCCAUGGCGCUCGACCUGCUAGGCCCGCCAUCGUUCCUCCUCCUCUCGCUCCUCUUCACGCUCCACCACUUCCUGUACAGCACACUGAGGCUACUGUGCAAGAACACGAUCCUCGCGCCGCUCAUCUUCCUCCUCUCGCUCCUCUCCCCCGUCAUCUCGGGCGCCUGCGUCCUCCUCACCCUCUACUACUACCUCUACCCCCCGCAGGCGGGCAACACGGCCGGGCACAUCCUCGUCAACGUCCUGCCAUACCUGUACGCGUCGAUCCUCCGAUGGGUCUCGCCCCUCUUCACGCUCCUCGAGGGCAUCUCGACGCUGCUGGUCAUCCAGGUCGUCGGCCGAGUCGGCAAGGGCUGGGCAGAUGACGACGAGAAGGAGGAGGGACUGGAAUGGCGCUCGCUCGUCGGCCUCGUCGUCGCAGCACUCGUCUACUCGGCUGGUCUGUGGCUCAUCAUCUGGGCCUUCCCCGCCGCCCCGUUCCCCGCCUUCCUCCUCGGCGCGGUCCUCGCCUCGACCCUCUUCCUCAGCUUCAUCGGCUUCUCGCUCCGGCGUACGAAUGUGCUCGAGACGAGUCUGGUACUCUUCUACGUGGCCUACUCGGCGUGGAUCUCAGCGGCUGAGGGCGCGAUGGAGCCUCGGCAGUACGGCUCGAGCUGGCUGAGCCACGAUUGGGCUGUGCCCAAGUCAGUUUCGGCGCCCAACGUCAACACGCUUGCGCACAUUGCCUACGGCAACCUGUUCGACUCGUUAUGGCAUGUGUCGCUUUCCCUGCCGCCACAUCUCCUGCUCUCGCUCAUCUACCGUGUUGUGGUCCUCCACUUCGCUGCCCGCAUCGUGCCCGUCAUUCGCAAGUCUACAGGGUGGGACGGCGAGUCGGACGCCGUGCCAAACUUCUGGGACGGCAGAAGUCUUGGCGAGGAGCCUGCGAACAUGCGUAUCACGACCAUUGUCCUGUCAUACCGCCGGCCCAUCCUCAUCGCGGUCUACACCCACCUGUUGCUCCUCGACGCCGGCUCCCAAACAUGGUGGCGCUGGAUCAACAUCACCCUCUUCCUUGCCGUCUGGAGCCUGGAGCUCCUCUUGGACGCCGACGACGACGCGGAGAGCAGCGUUGGACGAUGGAAGGUCGAGUAGCAUCAAAACACCCACACACGCGCACGCGCGCCCAAGUGCACCCCUGCGCAUAUACAGUACCAAUAGUGCAUGCAACAGGUUCUAAUGACAAAUGAUCUAUCUCCUAAUGCUCAUCUCGUCUCCAGCGCCUCGGUGCCGUACUCGCCGCGCCGACGUGCCCGCUUCUGCCCCUUGAGCACCGCCUGCUCGCGCUUCCGCUUCUCCCUCGCGAGCACCUUCUCCUCGUGGUCGGCACAUCCCUGGCCCACCAAUCCACCGCCCUGCGCGAGCUUGUUCGCCUCCUCGGGGUCCAUGCCGCCCAGCACUGCGUUGUGCGCGCGGCAGUGCGUGAGACACAUCGUGUUCGCGCACUUGGCAGCGGCGGUAGCCCCGCACUUCCACGCCGUGCCCUUGCACGAGUCGACGUGGUUGGCCGGGCGCUUUGUCGCCUGCUCGGUCGCCGUCGCCAGCUUGUUGGGCAUGAACUCGCCCUUGGCGAUUUCCUCCAUCCGGCCGCGGAUGUACGGCUGCGACACCCAGUAAGGAAGGGGCCUGUACCCUGUCCCCUUGUCGAUCGUGCUCGCCUUGACGGACAGCUUCGGCUCGUCGGCCGCACACAGCGCCUCGAUCUUGUCCAGGAGCGCGCGGUAGGCCGUCGUCCGUCCGUCCUCGUCCAUGCCCGUCGCCGUGAUCUGCUCGCGCACUUCGCGGUGCCGGUCGAGGGUUGGCUUGAGCAGGCGGAACAUGUGCGCCUUCACCGCCGAUCCCAAGGUCGGCGUCUCGAGCGAGUCGACAAUGUCGAGGUAUCGGCGGGCGAGGAACAGGCUAGAGGUGUACGCGUGCUCGUGGUCGGCAGGCAUGAAGACUGCCGGGUUGUGCAGGUUGCCUUCGGCGGACAUGACGCCGUCGACGCCGGUCUGCUCGAGACAUGCGUCCACGUCCUCGCGGUAGAGGAUAUUGCCGUUGGCGAAGACGGGGACCUUGACUGCCUUCUUGACCGCCGCGAUCUGCUCCCAGUCCGCGACACCAGUGAGCUGGCCCUUCAUCUCGCGCGUGCGACCGUGGCACGUGAGGAUCUGGGCGCCGGCCGCCUCGAGCAUCUGCGCGUAGCGCACCGUCUUCUCGACGUCGGGGAACACGCGGAACUUGGCGGUGACAGGUACCUUGAGGUUCUUGUGGAGCGUCGAGAUGAGCGAGUGGAUCAGCUCCCACUCGUCCUGGAGGAAGCUGCCGUAGUGCCCCUUCUUGGCAAUGCCCUGGGGGCAGCCGAGGUUGAUGUCGACGGCGUCGACGCGGUCCUGCACCUUGAGCGCAGCCUCGAGGAGGACCUCGGGGUCGUUGGCGCAGAACUGGGCGAACAACGGGCGGUCACCACCCUCGACGCCGACCAGGGUCUCGUGCGACCCCUCCUCGUCGGUCGACAGGUUGAAGAGCGUGUCGGCACCGUUCCCGCGCGAGCUGUUGAACACCAUAGAGUGGAUCAUCGGCGUGUAGGACAGGUGAGCGCCGCCCACGUAUCGCGUGUAUGUGGUGGACGAGCCCUCGGGUGUGAUCUUGGUCGACGGGCCAGCCAUGUCCUCUGGAAGUGGGGACUUGGAAAGCAGUCGCCAAGCCUUGCUCUGGUCGACCAUUGGUGCGACGACAUACUGCGGGCUUCCGAUGCUCUUGUAGAAGUCGUAGCCGCCAAGCUUCUCGUGCAGUGGCUCGACGCGCUCAAACGCGUUGACCGUCAUGGCGGCGGCAGCUGUUCUGAUGGAUCGGGUAGGGGGAAGGGUGGCGCGUGUGGCGCGGGCGAGGGCUCCGGAAAUGGAGCGAGAGAGUGACAGCGUGAGGCGACGGUGGCCUUUGAGCUAUGCCAGAGCCUAGGUGGGGCGAUGAGUCUGGGUGUGUUGGGUAAAGUAAUGGCGACAGCAACAACA